This is a messenger RNA of Triticum turgidum subsp. durum (durum wheat), 1182 nucleotides long. The record is from the annotation of a GenBank genome assembly. NCBI's taxonomy places the organism in Eukaryota, Viridiplantae, Streptophyta, Magnoliopsida, Poales, Poaceae.
AUGGAUCUGACACAGGUGCUGCCGGAGGAAUUGCUCGCCGAUGUGCUCCGCCGCGUCGCACCGCGCGGCCUCGCCGUGUGCCGCUGCGCCUGCAAGGCCCUGCUGGGCAUCAUCGACGCACGCCGCCUGCUGCGCACGGACCUCCUCCCGCACUCCGUCGGCGGCAUCUUCAUCAACGUCCACAGCGAACAUGUGUCGGAGUUCUUCGCCCGUCCCUCGACGGGCCCCACCAUCUCCGGCAGCUUCGACUACCUGCCCCCUACCGAUGGGCGCUCACCGUAUCGCGGUAUAAUACAGGAUCACUGCAAUGGCCUUGUCUUACUCGAAGAUUAUUCCGAGAAUUAUUAUGUGGUUAACCCGGCAACCAGACAGUGGGAUUCUUUGCCGCCGCACCAGUCCAUGUCGAAGUCCAAAGUGAGGGAUGCAGACUUCAGAUACCAAGAGUACCUCGUGUUUGAUCCCACGGUAUCACCCCACUAUCAGGUGUUUGUGAUCCCAAAUCCUAGGCGCAAAACGAAGCCCGAAGAUUUUGGUUAUGACAAAAGGAUUCAUGAAUUAGACCCCGUUAUGGAGAAAUCUGAAUGGCCACCAUCUGUGUGCGCUUUGCACGUUUUCUCCUCAAGGUCCGGCCGUUGGGAGGAGAGGUCUUUUAUUCGAGAUGGGAAGGCUGCAGGCACCAUCGCUGAUAUGUGGGGGCACUCCGAUUGCUACUAUGACAAGCAUUAUGCUGUCUACUGCCGGGGUGCACUUUACGUCCACUGCAAAACUGAUUUCGUAAUGAGGAUCUCUUUAUCAAAUGAUAAGUACCAAGUAAUUAAACCACGGAUACAUGGCGAACUCGGUGAGUGCAGAAAGCUCCAUCUUGGACGAUCAGAAAAUGGGGUCUACCUUGCAACUACUAGUUUUGAAACGUCUCAUCUUAUGGUUUGGGUCCUUGACGAAUCAUGUGGCCAAAUGAAUUGGGUCUUGAAGUAUAACAGUUGCCUUCCACCCAUACUGGAUUAUGAUCGUCCUGUUCUUGGCCCAUGGGUCUUACAAGAUGUUAACUAUAAUGAGUAUCUCAAAGAGAGAAAGGAGCGCACUGGAGGUUUUGAAGAUACGGAAUACAUGCAUGGAAUACCUAAAAGAAAACAAAUUAGAGUUAAACUCUGGAAGGGAAAAGCUAGUGGAAGAAAAGUUUGA